Molecule: messenger RNA, 2541 nt
Organism: Uloborus diversus
Lineage: Eukaryota; Metazoa; Arthropoda; Arachnida; Araneae; Uloboridae
Exons: 14
Coding region: 31-2505 (824 amino acids)
Biological process (GO): signal transduction
Source: RefSeq, a predicted model, not a curated record
GUGCUAUUCUCCCUCAGCGCGGCGCCAGUCAUGGCGGGCGCUGCCGCCGAGCGCCUGCAGCUCGUCUACGUGCUUCUUGCGCUUCUCUGCGCCGGGCUGCUCUUCAACUUCUACCUGACGGCGCGCUUGCUUUCGUCGUCUCCGCCCGAAGUUCGAGAGGGAUUGGAAGAGAUCGAACGGCCGGAUGCCGGAAAGGGAGAAGAAUCGUUCCCCGGUCCUCCGGCGGCCGAAGAGCACCACCGGGAGAAGCGGCAAUAUCCGGAGGACACAGGUGUGCCGAGUGUCGAGUUUUUCCCGCAACCGCAGCCGACGCAUGAGACGGAUGGAUAUGUUUGGCUCACCUCCUACUCCAGGAUCCCGUUGGAGGUUUUGCAAGAAUUCUGUUUCUCUGCUAAACAACACUGUCCGCGUGGAGAUCCUGGACCUCCUGGGAAUCCAGGCAUACCUGGUUUCAAAGGAGAGAAAGGUGAAAGAGGAGAUAGAGGCUUACCUGGAGAAGGGGGACCCCGAGGCAUGCAAGGACAUCCGGGUAUUCCGGGACCCAUCGGCCCGAAAGGAGAGUACGGCAAGCCAGGAAUUCCAGGAUUAGAUGGCCGUGAUGGAAUACCCGGUGAACCAGGCUUGGAUGGCGUUCCUGGACGCGAUGGCAUCGAUGGUAUACCCGGAAGAGAUGGCAUUCCUGGUAUUCCAGGUACCCCAGGGAGAUCAGGCAUUAAUGGCACAAAUGGAAUUCCUGGUUCCCCUGGUCCCCGAGGUCCACCAGGUCCUCCUGGGCCUCAAGGUCUCCCAGGCCCAAGAGGAAGAAAAGGAGUACCAGGAAAAAGUGGAACGCCAGGUGUUCCUGGCAUUAAAGCUUGGACAGUAAAUGGAACAAUAAAUGGAACUCACUACAAUAUUCUGAUACCUCCUUCCAUGAUCGACGUGGAUUCACAAACGUCUCUAAUAGUCGAUGAAGGUCACAGGGUCAAAUUGGAAUGUUCAGCUACCGGAGAACCUCCACCAAUGUAUACCUGGAGAAGUGACGAAGGCAAGCCGAUUCGUCUAAGAUCCUGGCAGCAAUCAUCGUAUAAUUCAAACAUUUUGGAAAUUCAACAAGUAAGCAGGGACCAUAUGGGAGUGUACAUGUGCAUCGCAUCCAAUGGAGUGCCUCCGCCUGCCAUCAAGAAAAUCAAACUGGAAGUGGCUUUUCCUCCUCUGAUCAAAAUCCGUAACCAAAUGGUGGGCACAGUAAACGGCAGCAGCGCCGUGUUGGAGUGCUUUGUCGAGGCCCACCCUCCAGCUGUCAACUAUUGGAUGCAUGGUGACAACCGGAUGGUGGAGCACGGAUGGAAGUACCGGAUUGAACAAAAAGACGAAGGAUACCGGACUCACAUGGUGCUGAAUGUAACCUACAUCGAGCCCUUAGACUACGGAUUGUACAAAUGUGUCUCUAAAAACGACAAAGGAAAAACCCUUGGCGUAUUCACGGUCUUCGAAAUUGAUCCGAACACUCCUACUAGAAAACCACCUGUCGAAACAUUUGAAAUUUACGGCCAGCCUCCUCCCCCAUCAAUUGUUGAGCCAUUGGAUUGCGAACCGUGUGUCACAAAGUGCGAUCCGACACCAUUUUGUCCUACGUCAGGUUCUUUGGAUGUAUCUCGGGUUCAAAGCAUUUCAAUUCAAAACUACACAGGUCUUAUUCCACCCCAUCCCAGGAAAGAUAAUUGUAUGAUUCAUCAGUUGGGAAAACCAGUGUUUCAGCGUGUCUCCAAGGAAGAAGUUGGCUCUUGGUUCCGCGAUGCCUUCCCUACUGACACAUCAGAACACAAGUAUUAUGCCACUUUUGCUUACGACCCGACACACCUGUACGAGUAUUCUUCUCGAGAGAACUUCCGCGCCGAUAACAAAUCGGCCCACCACGAACUUCCCUUCCCCUUCACUGGCACUGGACACCUGGUUUAUAAUGGAUCAUUUUACUACCACCAAGCGAACUCCAUUUCUCUGGUAAGAUUCGAGCUACAGGAUGGCCGACAUUGGGGACUCAAGAUCUGGGACUCCUCUGCACCAGAGGGGCCACAUCUUUAUUCGACGGACAUGAGUUACAUGGACGUCAUGGCCGACGAGAAUGGACUAUGGCUAGUUUAUGCCUCUAAGUUCACCAACAACACGAUUGUGCUCAAGGUGCAUCCUUUCACUCUAGUUCCAGAGUAUGCAUGGAACAUCACCUUGCCACAUAGAAGUGUGGGUGAAAUGUUCAUCGCUUGUGGAGUGUUGUACGGUGUUGACUCAGUGACAACUGCUUCUACUCAUAUCAGAUUUGCGUUCGAUCUUUAUCAAGAUAAGGUGCUGGAUGCAAAUAUCGCCUUUUCGAACCCUUUUCAAAAUAACAGUAUGAUAACAUACAACCCAAAGCACAAAAAAAUUUAUACGUGGGACAAAGGAAAUCAAUUGGUGUAUCCAAUUUUAUUUGGAACUAUUGACCUUGGACAGCCAGACCAGAAAGAUUUGUCUGACCGAAGAAAGUGAUCCUUGUAUACAAAAGUUUUGUUAAAUAAAACUUUU